AAAAGAAAAAAAGAAAAAAAACUCCCAAACCCAGAGCUCCCGCUGCACUUCCUCAAACUCCAAAUAGUAUAAAAUCACACACUGACCUAGUUCAGCAGCACACGAAGAAGAAGAAGAAGACGAACAAGAAGAAGACAAACAAGACGAACAAGAAGAAGAAGACAAACAAGACGAACAAGAAGCUGAGCAGACUGUCGCCUCCAGGACUGAGCUGAACUGUUGGAGUUCUGCACUAAGGAUGUUGCGGUGUGUGUGUGUGUUGCUGCUGACGGCCUCAGCUCUGAGCCUUCAUCUGGAUGAAGCCACUGUGGACGCCCACUGGGAACAAUGGAAGAUAACCCACAGCAAAGAGUACAAUCACCUGGAUGAAGAGGGGAUCCGCAGGGCCAUCUGGGAGAAGAACCUGCGCAUGAUUGAAGCCCACAACCAGGAGGCGGAGCUGGGCAUGCACUCCUACACACUGGCCAUGAACCACCUGGGAGACAUGACGUCAGAGGAGGUGUCUGAGAAGAUGACCGGUCUGCAGGUUCCUCUGAACACUGAGCGCAGCUUCACCAUGGCUCUGGACGACACCGUGCACAACAUUCCCAAAUCUGUGGACUACCGCAAGAAGGGCAUGGUGACCCCCGUGAAGAACCAGGGCUCCUGUGGUUCCUGUUGGGCCUUCAGUUCUGCUGGGGCUCUGGAGGGUCAGUUGGCCAAACAGACCGGUCAGCUGUUGGACCUGAGUCCUCAGAACCUGGUGGACUGUGUCACAGAGAACGAUGGCUGCGGAGGCGGAUACAUGACCAACGCCUUCAGAUACGUACAAACCAACGGAGGCAUCGACUCAGAGGACGCCUACCCCUAUGUGGGACAGGACCAGCCCUGUCGGUAUAACUCCUCUGGGAUGGCGGCCCAGUGUAAAGGCUAUAAGGAGGUCCCUGUGGGGAACGAGCGUGCCCUGGCGGUGGCGCUCUACAAAGUGGGUCCAGUGUCUGUUGGCAUCGAUGCCACACUGCCGUCCUUCCAGUUCUACCAAAAAGGUGUUUACUACGAUCCCAGCUGUAACCCUGACGACAUCAAUCACGCCGUGCUGGCGGUGGGCUACGGAGUGACUGUCAAAGGGAAGAAGUACUGGAUCGUUAAGAACAGCUGGAGUGAGAGCUGGGGAAACCAGGGCUACAUCUUGAUGGCACGUAACCGUGGCAACCUGUGCGGCAUAGCUAACCUGGCCAGCUACCCCAUCAUGUGACAUGACAAGCAUGGAGCCUCAAGGACAUAAAGGAAACAACUGCUUUUCUUCGACCACACACACGAUAAGAACUGUUGGAACUGUCAGUAUUUACUACAAAUAGAACACACGCCACCUUAUACGUCACAGAUGUCAAACAUGCGGCCCGGGGGCCAAAACCGGCCCACCAAAGGGUCCAAUCUGGCCCGGGGGAUGAAUUGGUAAAGUGCAAGUUAGGGCAUCAAACUCAAAACUAAUAUCAUAAUAA
Messenger RNA from Sphaeramia orbicularis (orbiculate cardinalfish), 1481 nucleotides. Its product is annotated as cathepsin K-like. The record is from RefSeq and is a predicted model, not a curated record. Gene Ontology annotation, molecular function: cysteine-type peptidase activity. Gene Ontology annotation, biological process: proteolysis. The transcript is spliced from 8 exons. Lineage: Eukaryota; Metazoa; Chordata; Actinopteri; Kurtiformes; Apogonidae. Bases 239 to 1234 code for a protein of 331 amino acids.